AUGGAUGUCCUGUGGCGAUCUACUGGCUUCGCUGCAGAGGUGUUGGAUGUGUUUGACCGCUCACUGACCGAUAAAGAGCUGGUGUCACAAUCCAAGGCUCUGUGCAAGGACUACAUCAUUUCAAGACUUAACCAAAAUGGACUUGGGUGGUCAAAAGCGGAGCUCAAGUUCUCCUGUUCGAAUGCCAUCUGUGAAGUGUCAGUGGUGCUUUUGUGUCUUGGCGACGAGCUGGAGUGUAUACAGCCCGGUUUGUACAGGAACGUGGCGCGGCAGCUGAACAUUUCGGUUGCCAUGGAGAACAUGGUGUCAGAUGCCUUCAUCGGUGUGGCCACAGAGAUUUUCUCCACAGGUAUCACAUGGGGGAAGGUUGUGGCCAUGUAUGCAGUAGCAGGAGCUUUGGCUGUGGACUGCGUCAAACACGGUUAUUUGAAUUGUGUUUAUGUCAUCGUGGAAAGUCUUGGCCAGUUUGUUCGCAAGUACCUGGUUCACUGGCUGAAGCGGCGUGGCGGAUGGAUGGACAUCACAAAAUGUGUGGUGAAAAAAGACUUUAUCCCUGACAAUCACUGGAUUUCCUCCAUCAUAGACUCUAUGAAAUACUUUGUCACAUCAAUUUAUGUUUACAUCAUGAAGGAGCAAUGA
Knipowitschia caucasica is the source of this 639-nucleotide messenger RNA. Lineage: Eukaryota; Metazoa; Chordata; Actinopteri; Gobiiformes; Gobiidae. The record is from the annotation of a GenBank genome assembly.